GGUAAUUUACGGUAAUUUCGUCGCCGAGGCAACGCUCAGGAGGUCGCCAUGUCCGAUGCUGCUUGGCGAUCUUCAGCUCAAACCAGAAAUCACAAAAUUCCCUCCACCUCAUCAUCUCCUGGAAGUGAAAAGCCUCAAUAUUCACAACCGCAACUCUGGACAUAACCAUCUAGAAGGUCCCCUACUUAUCUGCCCAUGCGUGGGCAAAGUGCCGCCUAAGAUGUCUAUAAACCCACCACCUCCAUCCCUCUUCGACAAAACCACACUCACAUCCCUAGCCUCAACGGUGGCCAUUCUCCUUGCGGCGCUAGCCAUCUCUCGCCGCGUGCUGGACCCGCAUACCACUCCGGCGCGGUUGCGUGCCCUAUUCGUAUGGCAUGCCUUCGACGCCCUGAUCCAUUUCAUCCUCGAGGGCAGCUUCGUGUACCACUGUCUGUUCUCUUCCACUCCAGCUCUUCAACUGAACACCGGGGUCGGCGGUAUGAGGUACUGGCCUGAUCCGGCCAUGUAUCUUGGAGGGCGUGGCGCGGGGGCGACCGAGCACGUGCACGGUGCGCAGGCGGGCGGGGACAAUCCGCUUGCGAAACUGUGGAUGGUGUACGCGCGUGCGGAUUAUAGAUGGGCGGGAGUCGACCUGACCGUCCUCAGCAUUGAGAUCAUCACGGUGCUGUUUGCCGGGUGUAUGGCAUGUUUGGCGUGCUACGACAUUGCACGGAAGAGCCCGAGGGCGAACUUGGUCAUGAUUCUGCUGGCGACAGCUGAAAUCUAUGGUGGCUACAUGACCUUCAUGCCGGAAUGGCUGACGGGGAAUCACAACCUCGACACGAGCAACUUCAUGUACAAGUGGAUCUUCUUGAUCUUCUUCAAUGGCUUAUGGGUUGUGGUACCGCUAUAUGCGAUCUAUGUUGCAGCGGACGACAUCUUGGAUGCAUUCAGGGUCCGGGCCACGGCGUUGGGCGAGAAGAAGGCGAAAUGAGCGCGGCGUGCCGUGAGCCGUGCUGAGAGUACUGUAUUGUACAAUACCUAUGGUAGUUACCUAUCUAGGUAGUCUACGGCUGCUACUGGACGUAGAAUGAGGUACUAAUAGCUACUAUUAGUAGUAGCACGGCAAGUUGGGGGGACUCGGGUUUGAGGUGUUGGUUGUUGUGGCGACACGGUCGGCUAAACUGCAUAUGUCUCAAGCUGUCUGCGCGGACUUUGACGAUUUGAACGGGACCCGAGACUGCGGAUCCAGACUGGUCAGAUACGAUGCGUCGCCUCUUGAACCCGUUUCUAAGAGCGGUAGUUGAGGGGUGAAUCUUGGAUGCCAGAUAAAUUUGGGCGCACUAACACACGGUAUUGUACGAUACAAACAAACGGGGCUUAACUCUUACUUACUACCCUCCAUCGAGCUUCCUCCGAGA
Molecule: messenger RNA, 1403 nt
Organism: Chaetomium strumarium
Lineage: Eukaryota; Fungi; Ascomycota; Sordariomycetes; Sordariales; Chaetomiaceae
Product: cholestenol delta-isomerase-like protein
Exons: 3
Coding region: 56-976 (306 amino acids)
Biological process (GO): sterol metabolic process
Cellular component (GO): endoplasmic reticulum; membrane
Molecular function (GO): cholestenol delta-isomerase activity
Source: RefSeq, a predicted model, not a curated record